Molecule: messenger RNA, 1997 nt
Organism: Fundulus heteroclitus (mummichog)
Lineage: Eukaryota; Metazoa; Chordata; Actinopteri; Cyprinodontiformes; Fundulidae
Gene: kctd10
Product: potassium channel tetramerization domain containing 10
Exons: 7
Coding region: 131-1066 (311 amino acids)
Biological process (GO): proteasome-mediated ubiquitin-dependent protein catabolic process; negative regulation of Rho protein signal transduction; protein homooligomerization
Cellular component (GO): Cul3-RING ubiquitin ligase complex
Molecular function (GO): protein binding; ubiquitin-protein transferase activity
Source: RefSeq, a predicted model, not a curated record
CUAAAUCUCUCAGGACAUCGAAAAGCGCUUCCUGUGGCAGGGGCGCUUUUUUCAGCACCACAGCGGAAACCAGUGGGUGUUAGCUGACUGACGUUAGCAAGCGACAACUCCGAAGUCAGCCGUGGGUUCUAUGGAAGAGAUGUCAGGAGACAGCGUGGUGAGCUCGGCAGUGCCGGCAGCUACAACCAGGACUACAUCCUUCAAAGGUUCCAGCCCCAGUUCCAAGUAUGUGAAGCUAAAUGUGGGUGGAGCGCUGUACUACACUACAAUGCAGACACUAACAAAACAGGACACCAUGCUUAAAGCUAUGUUCAGCGGUCGGAUGGAGGUGCUCACAGACAGUGAAGGUUGGAUCCUAAUAGAUCGCUGUGGAAAACACUUCGGAACAAUCCUUAACUACCUUAGGGAUGGGGCGGUCCCACUCCCAGAGAGCCGGAGGGAAACUGAAGAGUUACUCGCAGAGGCCAAGUAUUACCUUGUCCAAGGCUUGGCUGACGAAUGUUCAGCAGCUUUGCAGAAGAAAGAAUCAUAUGAACCUCUUUGUAAAGUGCCUCUAAUGACGUCAUGUAAGGAAGAGCAGAGACUCAUUGCCACCUCUAACAAGCCUACUGUGAAACUACUGUACAACAGAAGCAACAAUAAAUAUUCCUAUACUAGCAAUUCUGACGACAACAUGCUGAAAAACAUCGAGCUGUUCGACAAGCUGUCGUUGCGGUUCAACGGUCGCGUCCUCUUCAUCAAAGACGUGAUAGGGGAUGAGAUCUGUUGCUGGUCCUUUUAUGGCCAGGGUCGGAAGAUCGCAGAAGUGUGUUGCACUUCUAUCGUUUACGCCACAGAAAAGAAGCAGACCAAGGUUGAGUUUCCCGAGGCGCGCAUCUACGAGGAGACCCUCAACAUCCUUCUGUACGAGUCCCACGACGGUCGGGGUCCAGACAACGCUUUGCUGGAAGCCACAGGCGGCGCCGCGGGACGAUCCAGCCAUCUGGACGACGACGAGGAGCCCGUAGGAAGAGUCCGUAGGAUUCACGUGAAACGGCCCGACGACCGCACCCACCACCACCAGUGACGUCCCCGUCCUCUCGACCCGCGUCUCUGCGUCAUGCUUGUGCCUUACAACACCAAGCAAACCGCUCGCCCUUUUCACGUCCCGUUUGCUUUUACCGGCUUCUCUAAGAGACCGCUUUGAGUGUGAUGCAACUUUUCUUAGUGGUGAUUUCUGUUUCCGUGUCUCAUUUUAGUUGUUUAUGCCGUCAGGUUGCUUUGUCAUGUCCAAAAUGACCUUUAUCUACAGCCCCUCACACGGUGUUUGCCUUCAGCAGAACAAGGUCUCACCAGUCAGCCUGUCUGUGCAGCUUUCUUUCGUCGGCGUGAAUCUGUCGUUUAGGAGUCCGAGCUCCGAGACGCGCAGCAGAACAAGGUGUAAACGGUGUAAUCAGAGAGAUGUAGGUGGUUAUAGGCGUUAUACUGCAAUGCGACCACACGAUGGCACUGUUUUAGUCCUGAAACGUUACCGUGGCUAUUUUACAGCCUGUUGAAUAGCUAUUAAAACUUUAUUAAAAAAAAAUGCUUUUUAUGUUGUUAUAUCACAGAAGAAGGCAACAUUUCACUCCUGUGCAUAUACGUGAUUAAGUUAGGAUUUAUACAUAUCCCUUCACUAUAAACGUUUAAAAAAUUUUUUCCAGUGGAGGCGGACCUGAUCUGUGUCCCAAGGUGUUAAAUGUACUGAGCUGAUGGAAUGAUGUCUGCUGAGGUUUUGGGUGAAUGAGUGUAACCGGAGAGCUGCCCGGCAGGAAGGGGAUGCCUGUCUACAAGCGCUUAACAGCGAGGGGAAUUAGACCUGUCCAUCACUGCAUUCAUCAGAGGAUAUAGUCUUUGCACACUAUUCAGCUCAAGGCAAGCAUUGAUUUUUUUUUUUUUUUUUAGCUCCGUUGUACAGAAGUGAACAAAUAAUGUUUUAUAUUUAUAUAUACUUUAUCACAAAUAAAUUUCUAGACGCA